Penicillium pulvis is the source of this 1347-nucleotide messenger RNA. RefSeq names its product Major facilitator superfamily domain general substrate transporter. Gene Ontology annotation, biological process: transmembrane transport. Bases 1 to 1347 code for a protein of 448 amino acids. Gene Ontology annotation, cellular component: fungal-type vacuole membrane. Gene Ontology annotation, molecular function: transmembrane transporter activity. The transcript has 3 exons. The record is from RefSeq and is a predicted model, not a curated record. Lineage: Eukaryota; Fungi; Ascomycota; Eurotiomycetes; Eurotiales; Aspergillaceae.
AUGAGCUUUUCCCAGGACAGCGAUAGCUCGCCUUCCUCCACCGCUGGUUUAGAGAAGUUGAAUCCUCAGGAGAACUCAUCGUCCGAUGCUGACAGCAAGAAGGAUAAUCCAGUUCUCAAGCCCACCGGUUCAAAUCCAGCAGACUUUCCUGAUGGUGGUAUGCGAGCGUGGACAGUUGUGGCAGGAUCCUGGUGCUGCAUGUUCGCAUCAAUGGGCUGGAUUAAUUGUAUUGGAGUCUUCCAAGACUACUAUGAACGUGACCAGCUCGCUUCGUACUCCGCUUCCACAGUCGCAUGGAUCAGCUCUACAGAAACCUUUAUGAUGUUCCUUGGCGCCCCCAUCUUUGGCAAGGUUUUCGAUAACUUCGGCCCUCGAUACAUGCUCUUGGGUGGCACAAUCUGCCACGUUCUGGGUCUGAUGAUGACCAGUCUGGCUUCUGAGUACUAUCAAUUUUUCCUGGCCCAGUCAAUACUCAGUGCCUUGGGUGCCAGCUCUAUCUUCUAUGGUUGCCUCAACCCAAUUGGAAGCUGGUUUAUGAAGAACCGCGCCUUUGCCUUUGGCAUCAUCUCUGCGGGAGCAUCCCUAGCGGGUGUCAUACUUCCCAUCAUGAUUGACCGACUUAUUCCGACUGUUGGAUUUGCCUGGUCCAUGCGCGCAGUGGCAUUCAUGUUCCUGGGUCUGCUUAUUAUUGGAAACUUGACUAUCCGGUCUCGUCUGCCUCCAAAGCCUACCCCGAUUGCCGCAAGCCAAUUUAUAGUCCCAUUCAAGGAGCCUCCCUUUCUCUUCGUUGCACUUGGAAGCUUCUUUUUCUUCUGGGGAGUUUUCCUGCCGACCAAUUUCAUCAUUCUGCAGGCGCAGCACGAUGGCAUGUCUCUGGAUCUCUCUGGUUAUCUCCUGGCCAUAUUGAACGCUGGCAGUGUCAUCGGUCGCAUUCUUCCCGGAUGGCUUGGAGACCGUCUCGGACGUUUCAAUGUCAUGAUUGUCACCACCUAUCUCACUAGUAUCAUUGUACUAGCACUUUGGAUUCCCGGCCACGGUAAUGCUCCUACAAUCGUCUUCUCGGCUUUGUUUGGAUUCACCAGUGGCACAUUCGUGAGCAUGAUUCCUGCUAUUGUGGCUCAGGUGACAAAGGAUAUCCGGACUAUUGGUGUCCGUAACGGCUCGAACUUCUUCAUCAUCAGUAUCGCAGCCCUUACUGGAAAUCCAAUUGCUGGAGCCCUGGUCGCACAUGACGGAGGUGACUACUUGUACUUGCAAAUAUUCUGUGGACUUACAAUGUUCCUGGGUGCUACGUUCUUCCUCGUGGCUCGCGUGGUGCAGGUCGGCUGGAUCUGGAAGCGGAUUUAA